AGCUUUUGCUCUCUACUCUUUAAACAUUAACACUAAAAUCCCAGAAUCUGAGAGUGAGAAAAGUGGUCAAAGACCAAAAUGUUUUACUCGCAAUGUCUCGUGUCGGGAAAAGGACCUUUAGGAGCCAUUUGGGUCGCUGCGUAUUUCUUCAAGAAGCUUAAGAAAGCUCAAGUCAAAGACACUCAUAUUCCUUCUUCCGUUGACCAGAUCUUGCAAAAAGAGUUGGACGCCUUGACAUACAGGGUUUUAGCGUAUCUUCUGCUGGGUGUUGUUAGAAUAUAUUCCAAGAAGGUGGACUUUUUGUUCGACGAUUGCAACAAAGCGUUGAUCGGUGUAAAGGAGUUUGUGGCUAAGGAGAAGAACAGAGAAAACACAAAUGUACCAUUGCCUGGAUCUACGGGCUUUUUAUCCAUUGAUUUGCCUGAGUGUUUCGAACUAGAUGCUUUUGAUCUUGGGGUUUUGGAUGAUUUUCACGGGGGUAAUGUUAAGCCGCAGGAAGAUAUUACACUGAAAGAUGGAAGUCCAGAAGCAGAGACCAUGGACCAGUACUGUAUGGAAAGGUUCGACAUGGAGGAGGACCUCAUGGUUACCUUUCAUGAAACAUUCUUAUCUGAUCACAAUGAAACCAAUCAUGAGAGAUCCGCUCAUGAUUCAGAAAAUGUCAGAGAUACUACUGAAGAAGCAUCAAUCAGAGUCGUUGAAGCGGAACCAAUGGAUUCUAACGAGCCAUCCAUAGAUCAUCAAAGUGCAUCUUGGCAUAGGGAGGAUCCAGAAUCAGAUGAUAUGGUUGUGGAACCUCAAGUUUCUGAAGGUAUCAGAAGAGCUCAAGAAAAAGAAACAGUUAGAGAAACCAUAUGUACCAUUGUGCAGAGAGUAGAGGAUCCUCAUGGAUCCGCAGACGAUAAUCUACAUAGAGACGGGCACAGAGAGAAUUCAGAAUCAGAGAAAACCUCGGUGGAAACAAGUCUGGAAAAGAUGCGGCAUGACGGGUUCCUACCAUCUGAAUGCAAAAGUCCUGAAACGAUUCAAGGGAUUGAGGAACAACCUUCUGGUGCCACAAGAAUUGAUGGGGAGAAGGAGAUCCCCGAGAUGAGCACUUUAGAAGAACCAGAACCAGGAUCUAUGAGUGAAAUUAGAGACUUGCCUGAUGGCAUAGAGAAACAUCGAGGCCAUAGUGAUGGGGAAAUGACGGACUUUGAGAUGUUUCAUGGGUCUCAUAAGGAGCCAUAUGAGACUCCUGAAUUGAACACAGUUGGAAACAAUGGUACCGAGAAAGAUUUUCUCCUUGACAUGAAUUCUUCAGAAGAGGGGAGUAAAGGGUUUACUGCUAAAGAUACGCCAGUUCCUGUUACUCCCAAAGCACCUUCGCGGCUAAGAAUCUCUGAAGGGGAAACAAGCCAUCAGUUCUCGAUCAUUCCUACUCCGGCUGCAAAGGAGUCUGCUCGGGUUUCACGGAAGAGAAAAUGUGUAAUAGAUGACGAAGUGAUAAUUCCGAACAAAGUUAUGAAGAAAAUGAUAGAGGACCCAAGUACAUUGGUCUCCAAACGGAGAAAGGUUCCUCAUACUGACUAUCCUGAGAGAAGAAUCAAACGUCUUGCCGAUCCCUCAAGAAGUGUCUGGGACCCUUUGAUUCCAUAUGGUUCUUCGGACUUCCUGUCACUUUUUGGUCAACCCAUAAAGCUCAAAAAACAGGACACCACAGAAACUCCUAAGGGUACUAAAACCGCAAGGCGAAUGGAAAAUUCUUCUCGUGGAACAGUUGGAAGUCAUGGGGAUGUUUUUUCUUCAGAGCAGGCCGAUCAUGUUCGAGAAAUUAUGGAGACUCCUCAGGCUGCUGCUCUUGCUGAGCUGAAAGUUAUUAUUCCAGAGACUGUUGGAAAUAAUAAAGAGGUUUCAGCUGAGACGGGAGCUAGUUCCAUAGCUGCUAGUAUUGCUCACCAAACAGAGAUUGCCCUAGAGACGCCAGUGAAGCCUGUGGAGCCAGUAGAGAUUGCUCCGGAAACACCAGCGAGGACAUCAGAGCAAACAGAGAUUGCUCCAGAAACACCAGUAGUCUCUGAGCGAGUAGAGAUUGCUCCUGAAACGCCAGUGAGGGAAUCAAUGUCGAUAAGAUAUUUCAAGGACCCUGAAACCUGUGAACAAGAAAGGAGACCUGCAAGUUCCUUCACCUCCUUUGACGGGCAACCAUCAGAAUUUCGCGAGGAUAGAAGGGACCUUGAUGCAAUUUUGAUGAACGAGGAGCAGGUGAAUACACAUGCAACAGAGGACUUGCAACAAGAGACAUGGUCAGUAAGAACAAGGAACGUGGCGAAAUUCUUGGAAAAGACGUUUCUGGAGCAGAGGGAAAAAGAAAAAGAAGAAAAGCUUAGUUUGUUGGAGCUGUGCAGAGGAAGAACUCAGAAGGAAAGCGCAAGACUCUUCUACGAGACUUUGGUGUUGAAGACGAAAGGUUACUUGGAAGUGAAGCAAGAUCAUCCAUAUAGUGAUAUCCUUCUCACGCGAUUCACCAGACAACAAGAAGCUUGUUGAGAAGCUCUAGCUAGAUUUCUUCUCUCCAGUUUUAGGUUUUCUUAAGAAGUAUCUGUGAAUCAAAGUUUGUUGUCUCUUAGGAUCCAAGGAAUCUAACCCCUUUGCUUAGUUCUUUUAAGUUGAGUCUUUAGUAAGAAUGAUCAAUGAUCUGAAAAUAUAAAUGAAUAGAGUUUGGUUA
Messenger RNA from Eutrema salsugineum, 2707 nucleotides. RefSeq names its product sister chromatid cohesion 1 protein 2. Gene Ontology annotation, biological process: mitotic sister chromatid cohesion; replication-born double-strand break repair via sister chromatid exchange; synaptonemal complex assembly. The record is from RefSeq and is a predicted model, not a curated record. The transcript is spliced from 13 exons. Gene Ontology annotation, molecular function: protein binding; chromatin binding. Bases 79 to 2529 code for a protein of 816 amino acids. Lineage: Eukaryota; Viridiplantae; Streptophyta; Magnoliopsida; Brassicales; Brassicaceae. Gene Ontology annotation, cellular component: synaptonemal complex; cohesin complex.